Messenger RNA from Cetraspora pellucida, 423 nucleotides. The record is from the annotation of a GenBank genome assembly. NCBI's taxonomy places the organism in Eukaryota, Fungi, Glomeromycota, Glomeromycetes, Diversisporales, Gigasporaceae.
AUGUACAAAAAUCUCUUGUCAACACAUUAUCAUACAGAAUUGAAUACUGUUUAUCCACAUAUUGAUCAGAUUUUUAGACAUCUUUCAAGUUAUCAUUAUGAUGCUUUUGCAGGUCUAAUGCAGCAGGCUUUUGAGUAUGUUAUUGAGCAUAGUAAAAUAUCAGAGCUGCUACAAAGAGGUUCAAAUAUAAUAAAGCCAAGUAUUUUUGAAACUGUUAACAUUUCUGAUAUAACAAAUUAUGAUGAAGUUAAAAUGCCAGCAAUUAAAUGUUUACAUGGAUGCCCACCAAAUAAUAGAUAUAUCUAUGGCACAGAUGAAAAUACAAUGUCUUCAAAAAAAAGUGUUAAUGAAUGCAAGUAUAAUAAGAUGGUUUUAAAACCAAUCAAUUGUAUUAACACUGCAGAAAAUUGUGAUAAAAGCUAG